GUGAAGGGGAGGGGAAAUCGGAACGGGUGAUGAGUAAUCCACAGUCUGUGAAGAACGGGAGAGGCUGGAGGCAACAACAACAAAAAAACACCCUUGAAGGAACCCGGAGGCAGAGCAAAUGAUGGAGCCAGGAGAUAUCCACGCCCCCUCCUCCCCCGGCCGCAGAAAGCAGGGUCGCGAUCUCUGUCAGAUCAAACUCACUUGUUCCUCCGAACGGUGGCUGCAAUCCAAUCGCCCGGCGGCUCUGAAACGGCGGCGCUCAGCUCCUCAGGCGGGCCUCUUCCUUGGCUUGUCACCGCGGCCGAAAGCACCAGCCCAUCGGCGAGCCAGCCAAUGAGUGGAGAGGGAGCCCUCGCCAAGAGGCAGGGCUACGGCCUAGCAAGUUCCUCUGAGCCUGUCGGGAAGCUUGGCGGGCGGGAGGUAUGGCCAGGGUGAGGCUGUCAGCCGGGAAGGGCGAGGCGGGAGAGGCUUGGUGUCCCUGGCUGCCCUUGCGGGGAUCGGAUGAGGAGGCGUUUAGGAAAAGCUGCGGCUGCGGCAGCUGCUCCUCCGGGUGGCCUUUUCCCUGUUCCUCGCUCCGCAGGCAUGCGGGCGCCUCGUCUGCUAUGGGCUGAUUGACACAUGCUGUGGGUUAGGGUGGCAAAUCCUGUCCCCCGCCCCCACUGCAAUCCCUCAGAGCUAUGCCGGUUCUGCAGGUGGGAGCUGCCCGUUGUAGCAGGGCUUAAAUUCAACCCUGGGGCCUUUUCUUCAGUAGCCCGGCUGAGGAAUGUGCGAGAUGUUCGUGAAAAGUGUCUUUGAGCACGUGCAGAAUGGCUCCUUCCUGCAGUCCGAUCUGGAAGAUGGAGCGCUAUGAUAUCCAGCAAAGAGACCCUGAUCACCCAUGGCAUCCACCACUCUAUCCAGUUCACUGUUCUCCCUCCUCUAUCUGGUGCUCUUGACAUUUGUGGGCAGUGCUGUGCUCCUCGCCGAGAUGCACCAGCACAGCUCGCUGAGCCGCAAUGUCCAUAUCUUUCUGGAAGCGCUCAUGAUUUCUUCCUGCUUCUGGAUGGUCUGGUUUGGCUGUUACUCUUCCCGCAACAAGGAGCUGAAAAUGCACCAGGACCACCAAGCUGGAGCAAGCUGGCUAAAAGGUGGUCUCUCUCUCUUUGCACUGGCCACGUUGGUCCUGGACUGCCUCUCCUUGGGAUACUACCAUGAGCUGCAGCACUGCUCCUCCAUGCUAAUUACCACCUUCCCUGUUGUGCAAGCUCUUUUUACCAUUAUACAGGUCUCAUUGCUGUUGUUUAAUGCGAAGAUUUGCAUACAGGAACACCAACAUCUAAAUAGGUUUGGGCUGAUGCACACUCUAGCCACUAAUGUGCUCCUGUGGAUGAGUGUGGUGCUGGAUGAGUCCAUGAAGCAGCUAGAAGAAUUUUAUGAUGCUCACAAGGGAGAGACUUCCCAGGCCUCCCAUGGUGGGUACAACACCAACAGCUGUGUCUGCACCACCAGCCUUUGCCACAUCUUUGCAGAAGGUGCUGCCUACCUGUAUCCCUUCAACAUUGAGUUUAGCCUCUUCUCUUCUACAAUGCUGUACAUCAUCUGGAAGAACACUGGGCGGCAAACCCUUCACCAAGAGCCCCAGCUCACUCACAGGGCACACUUCCAUCUCAGUGGGGCUUUUGUUGGCCUGGUGCUAGGAGCCUUGGCCAUUUCAGCAACUUUCGGGGUGAUGAUCUCCUUUGGAGUGCUUGCCAAGUCUCCUGAAACCAUUCCUGAAGCCCUUCGAACAUACUACAUCUUCAACUCUGUGCUCUUAUCUGCCAUGUUCUUGGCAACUCUGAUUGGCAUUGCCUCCUACAGAAUGAAACAGAAAGCUGCAGCUCUCCCUUCUGACAAGAGUGUGGUAAGAAACUUAGAUGUAACCUUGCUUCUGGGCAGCUCCUGUGGUCCCCUCAUGGUAUCCAUCUACUCUUUGGUUGCAAUCUUCUUUCUUCAUACCAAUGGUGGCCUCUACCUCCUGGACUUCUGCUUCUCCCUCUGCAAGACCAUCCAGAUCUUGGGACAGAAUCUCUUCAUUACUGAAGCUAUGUACUCUAGCCUCUUUCAUGAGCCAGAUGCCCAAGACAAUAGCAACUCUGCUGGUGACAACUGGGUUUUCUCCAUUUCCAGAGGUCCUACAGAGCAGGACAGCAAUAGACCUUGCUCCAAAACCCACACACUGACCCGCAUCAUGACCAGUUUGGAGAAUCAGCUCCCCAGGCAUUUGUCCGACUGUGGUGGUGACCCAUCUCUCUUCCACAUUUCACACAUUCAAGGAGAACCUAAAAAGCAAAGUAUCAGAAGGAAGAUCUUACAAAACAUCUCAAUUCUCCUUAUCUUCUACAACAUCUCGGUGUGGAUUCUAUAUGCCUACGGCACCCGCCCACAUCUGGUGAGCCAGAUUGAGCAGUCUUUCUAUGGUUUCACACUCUGGGCCAUUGUGGUCAAGAUUUCCCUGCCACUGGGCAUCUUUUACCGCAUGCAUUCAGUGGCCAGUCUCUUUGAAGUUUACUGCAAGACCUGCCGAGCACCAGCCUUGGAACAACCAAUGUGUCCAAACUUCAUGGGCAGACCAGCAUAAGUGGACAUAUGAAUGAAGCUAGAAGGAGCUGCCCCUUAUAGAAUGGAGAGUUGCUAUGCUAUCUGCCCAUGUACCAACCAUACUUUCUCUCACCUAAAUACACAUAUCAGUGUUACUAACUGGUACACUUCACAGGGAGACCAAACUACACAGCAUGGAUCCAACAUGCCUCAGACUAUCCCUCUUAAGUCCAAAUAGCAUCUGUAUGAUUAACUGAGAAAGUCCAUUCUAUAAGAGAUGGGCUCAGCCCCCACAGCAAGUCUACCUGAUCUCCAGUAGCUUUAGUCGAUUUUGCUCGCAGUUUCACUCCUAAGGAAAGAAGUAAUGAGACCUUUAUGUGUAUACUUGAUAUACAUUUUAUUGUAUUGCUGUGUAGUGCAUGCAGGUGAAAGACACUUGAAGGCUAUCCCUUAAAUAAUCAGUGGGGAACCUGUGCCUUUCCAGAUGUUAUUUGGACUACACCUCCCAUCAUCCCUGACCAAUAGUCCAUGCUGGCUGGAUCUGAUAUGAGUUUGACUUCAACAACAUCUAGAGGGUUCCCCAUCCCUGCCUUAAAGGUUUAUUUCAGGAAAACAAGUGGAUUUUCAACAUCCCUAAUUGAUGGCUUUACACUAUCCUAAACACAUGCAAUGAUGAAUCCCCUUACUGCUGUAUUAAGUCAAUUGUAUUAUACAGAUCCUGACAUUACAUGUUAAAUGCCCCCCAGAUUAGUAUCUGGAGAAGAGAAGGAGAAUACAGGAGUUCACCUGCUGUGCAUAACCAAACAUGUAUGAUGCAGGGACCAAUAAAGCUGUUCUUCAUGCAGCGUUCUCAUCUCCCUUUGAAAACUUCACAAAGCCCCAAACAAAGUAUAUUUAAACAGCACUGCAAGUUUUUAAUGGGAUGAUUUGUCUUCUAGCCAAGGAUAAGUAGGGUCAAGUACUUUUAAACAGUAUGUUUUAGUUUAAGAUGUUAUAUAAUAUGGGCUUUCUUUAUUACAUAUCUCUAGUCAAAAAGCCAUGUUCCCUUGUGAACAAUCUUCCAGGGGCCACAUUCCAGUGCUGGACAGGGCCAGAAGAAAAAAGUGGAUGGAGCAAUAGAUGUGGCUCUUAUCUUUGUACAGUAGGCUACAUACACUAGCCACACAAAAGUUAGAUGAUUCUAUACACACACACACACUUCCAUCCAGGCAAGCAAGUUCACAUUAACACAGUUCC
This is a messenger RNA of Rhineura floridana, 3795 nucleotides long. Its product is annotated as proton channel OTOP2-like. Gene Ontology annotation, cellular component: membrane. The transcript is spliced from 7 exons. Gene Ontology annotation, biological process: proton transmembrane transport. Gene Ontology annotation, molecular function: proton channel activity. The record is from RefSeq and is a predicted model, not a curated record. Bases 878 to 2599 code for a protein of 573 amino acids. Lineage: Eukaryota; Metazoa; Chordata; Lepidosauria; Squamata; Rhineuridae.